Didymodactylos carnosus is the source of this 384-nucleotide messenger RNA. NCBI's taxonomy places the organism in Eukaryota, Metazoa, Rotifera, Eurotatoria, Philodinida, Philodinidae. The record is from the annotation of a GenBank genome assembly.
AUGUUACAAGCCCAGUUCUGCGACACAGCACUCGUUAUUACUCAUCCGAAAGUAAAAGAUAUUAUUGAUAUUUUCACGAAACCAACAAAAAAUCGAAUAAUUGCCGAUCUUCAACAACUUUGUUGUUUAGAAAACGAUGAUGACAACUUAUUUUCAGUAAAAACAGGUAUUAAAAUAAAAAUCGAACGUUUAUUACGUGAUCUUAGAUCUAUAAAACAGCAGAAAAUGACCGAAAAACACGAGGUUAUCGACGAAGACUUAACAACAUGUCUCACGGUUUUAUCUGAACAAUAUUGUGCUAUUGUCAAAUCAUUUCAAAAACCAUUUCUUCUAUCAUUGAUCAAUAAUAUCAGCCAAAAUCUCAAGCAAACGCCAAACCAUUAA